Leishmania mexicana MHOM/GT/2001/U1103 is the source of this 369-nucleotide messenger RNA. RefSeq lists its product as hypothetical. The record is from RefSeq and is a predicted model, not a curated record. The transcript has a single exon. Bases 1 to 369 code for a protein of 122 amino acids. Lineage: Eukaryota; Euglenozoa; Kinetoplastea; Trypanosomatida; Trypanosomatidae.
AUGUCGUCCGCGAGCAAGGGGUCCGGUGGAAAGUGGGUGAGCCCCCGCGUGCUGCAGUAUAAGCAGCAGCAGGGCCCCACCACUGGUCCGGCGUCGGGUAACGGCGGCGCUGGCAGCAAGAUCAUGGAGGACAAGGCCAUCGCUGCGGCUCGCAUCAAGGAUAGUCAGAGCAGUCCGGCACCGGAGGUGGAGGUGACAGAGUCGAAGUUCUUUGAGGUGCAAGAGGCGACGGAUGCGCUGAGCAACCUCGCGCACAACGCCGAAUCAUCGACCUACGAGCUGUGCGGGAAGCCGGUGGUGAAGCCGCACCAGAGCGCGGAGGAGUUCCACAAGAUGAUCAUGGAGCAGGUUCAGAAGCAGGUGAAGUAG